AUGUUAGCUGAUGAUUUACUUAUGUUCUGCAGAGGUGACCCUAUUUCUGGUACAAUGUUGUUUCAAAAGUUCCAAAAAUUUUCUCAAGCUUCUAGCCUUGAGGCUAACCUUGACAAAAGCAACAUGUAUCUGUGUGGUGUUCCUGGGUUAGUGCAGACUCAGAUCCUUGAUAGUCUUCAUAUCCCGGUUAGUGAUUUCCCUUUCAGGUACCAGGGGAUUCCUUUAUCCACUAAAAAGCUCUCAUACAUUCAAUGUAAGCCAAUGAUUGAGAAGUGUCAGAUCUUUAUGCUACCUAAGAAAGUAAUCAAGAAAAUCAAGGGGUAUUACAGGUUAUUUAUGUGGACUGGAGAUACUUCAUCUUCGAAAAAGGCUUUGGUAUCAUGGGCUACUUUGUGUCUUCCUAGAACUGCUGGUUGUUGGAAUAUCAGAGACAUGUAUUAUGGAACAAAGCUGCUAUGUUGUCCUGCUAAUAUGUCAUGGGCAAUGAAAAAGAUCUUUGGUUGUAUGCCAUUGGUAGAAGGGCUUUGUGGCCUGCAUACUAAAGUUCCAUGGAGGAGAGUGGUCUGUAACAAUGCUGUUACUCCUAAGAGCUUGUUCAUCCUCUGGUUGGUUAUGUGGAAAAGAAUCCCUACACUUGACAUGUUAAUCAAAUGGAACAUUGUCUCUUCUGACAGUUGCUUACUCUGCAGUUCAGAUUCUGAAUCAGGUGAACACUUCUUUUUUGGGUGUGGAUUUUCCUCCCAGAUAUGGCAGAAAAUACUGGAUUUGUUACACUUCAGAAGGCUUGCUUCCUAUUUUACUACCGAACUGGAAUGGAUCAUUACAUGCAGCAAAAAAGGUGGAGAUAGACAGAAGCAACUGGUGAUGUUCUUUGUUGAAGCUCUGUAUUCCAUUUGGCUCAACAGAAAUGAUAAACUCUAUAACUAG
Messenger RNA from Spinacia oleracea (spinach), 927 nucleotides. RefSeq lists its product as uncharacterized. The transcript is spliced from 4 exons. The record is from RefSeq and is a predicted model, not a curated record. Bases 1 to 927 code for a protein of 308 amino acids. NCBI's taxonomy places the organism in Eukaryota, Viridiplantae, Streptophyta, Magnoliopsida, Caryophyllales, Amaranthaceae.